This is a messenger RNA of Trichosporon asahii var. asahii CBS 2479, 942 nucleotides long. RefSeq lists its product as uncharacterized. The coding region runs from base 1 to 942 and encodes 313 amino acids. NCBI's taxonomy places the organism in Eukaryota, Fungi, Basidiomycota, Tremellomycetes, Trichosporonales, Trichosporonaceae. The record is from RefSeq and is a predicted model, not a curated record. The transcript is spliced from 2 exons.
AUGUCGCGCCGACCAGGACAGAUCGACCUUGGCGACUCCGAUAACAUCCCCCGGCUGUCCACUGCGAGGUACACCGGGGCGCCGGUCGAAUGCGAGUUAUGUUCAUGGCACGAGCGGUACCCUCUGAAGUCAUUCUGCCAUGUCCACAACGUCGAGUUCGGGGACUGCUUCACUUUCGGCCCGUCUACCGACCGACCAUGGCUCGCCUACUCGGAGGACAGCUCGAGGAUGGCCGCCAGGGCAACGCCCGACCAGCCCGACACGGUGCCGCUGGAUGUAAGACGGCGCCAGAACCAGCUCGCGAUCGCAGUCAUUGACACCAUCCGCCGUGCUCUGGGCGACUUUAAUGAGCGCCGUCCUCUCCAGCCUUCGCUUCCGGUGCUGGGUCAACGACCGCCCGCCCCAAGAGACCCUCCACAACUCUCACCUCGGUUGGACGGGGCGCCGAUAUGGACGGGCCGAUCCUGCAAUCACUGCAGCCUGAACAACGACUAUGGGUCCUACGUUCACAUCCACAUGCCGGAGCGUGGUCUGUGCUGGACGUUUGGGGAGCGCGGAGACAGGGCCGUCUCGAUCCCUGGGCCGCUGCACUUUCCGCUAGGAACGGAGGAGACGGAGGAGUGUAGGCUCAAACGGCGUACCUGGCUAGAGGGCCGGGUCAGGCACACAGUGAUGCUGUUCUACUGGGAGCAGAACCACCUCGCCCGGCACCGGCGGGACUGGCGCCGGAGACUGAAGCAGGAGAAACUCGAGGGCGUCGAGCCUAGUCCAGCACAUGGUGCACUUGUCGCUGGCGGGAUGGGUGCUACCAACACAUGUGCCAACGGUAGGGUGCGAGUGACUGACAUUGCCGUACCUGGCGGCUUAUCAAAGCAGUGCCGAUAUCUUCGUAAACGAGUGGCCCAACGAGAACCGAGUCUUGCAAUCGCCCCAGCCGGAUAG